UUGUUAUCAUGACACAUGCACAGUUUGAGUGUUGCGUUGGUGUUGGCAGUCUUCUUCACAACGGGGCGUCAACAUCAACAUGGCGAGGCAGGAAUCGGUUACUUCCUCCUGUCGCCUCUAAUCCCGUCUGUCUGCCACCCUGGCUUGGAUUAUUGUGACUUCAAGUGCUUUAGAAUGGCUGAUCCUGAGAAGAUUGAGAAGUAUGAACACCUCUUGAACAAUGUCUUGAGAGAAAAUUUGAGAAUUGUCUUAGAAGAAAGGGACAAAGUGUAUGAAGACAUCGCAGCACAUUCCCAGCUGAAGCAGAUGAUCACUUGUAUCAUAGAGUCACCAGACCAGGAGGGACUACGCACCAAGGUUGACCUUGGCUCAAACUUCUACGUUCAGGCUCAUGUGCCAGACACAUCCCGUAUAUAUGUGAACGUUGGGCUGGGCUUCUUUCUGGAACUCACACUCCAAGAAGCUCUUGGCUUCAUUGAUAAGAAGCUUGAACUUUUAAAUGUGAAACUGAGUGAGUCCACCAAAAAAUCAGCUAAAAUUAAAGGGCAGAUCAAGUUUGUGUUUGAGGGCAUCAGGGAGCUCCAACAGUUCAAUGAGAGGAAUGCUGCUCCAAUGGAUACCAAAAAGAUAGAGGUAGUUUAUGCAUAUAACAUUAAAUUUUCUCAAGUUUGGUUUAGAUCAGUUGCUUUGAGCCUGAUUCUGUGGUUAGCUCCUUAUCUCUUCGGGAAAUACACAGACACCUCAUUCCCCUAUGUUGCCAAAGAUGAUGUUGGGCAGGAAUUAGUGGGCAGUGUUGGCCCUUUAGAGAAUGGGCUGCAGUGGUGUCCUGUGGUGUCUCCUCACUUACAAGGGCAGAAUAACUUAAUGAGCUGUGAUGUGGAGGUGCUGCCGGAGGAAGAAAUUGUAAUAAAAAAUGACAUUCAAGAGGGUGGAUUAUGGAAACCUCAGGAGUGCCAGUCCAGGUAUCGGGUAGCAAUCAUAGUUCCUUUCCGUAACAGAAGCAGAAAUCUUCAGCAGUUCCUGUCAUAUAUGCAUCCCUUCCUCACCAGACAACAACUGAACUACAGGAUUGUGGUUGUGGAACAGACCGCCGCUGCAGCUUUCAAUCGAGCCAAGCUGUUUAACAUUGGCUUUGUAGAGACGCUCAAGCUGGACCAUUAUGACUGCUUCAUCUUCCAUGAUGUUGACCUCCUUCCUUUGAAUGACUACAACACCUAUGGCUGCACACACCACCCCAGGCACAUGUACUCUGCUUUGGACACCUUCAGGUAUAACCUUCCUUACCGCACCCUCUUUGGUGGGGCCAUAGCCAUGCAGCGAGUUCACUUCCAAAAAGUAAAUGGAUUCAGCAAUAAAUUCUAUGGGUGGGGAGCAGAAGAUGAUGAUAUGUAUGAGCGGAUCAGCAACGUAGGACUGGUGUUUGUUCGCUUCGAUCCCCGCAUAUCAACGUACAUCAUGGUGUCCCACCAGUCCAGCAGGUACCAACACAGUGAUCACCAGCACCAUCCCCAACUCCAGGCACAGGCUGGGGAGAAGACUUCCACAGAGGAUGAUGGGUUGUCUAGUCUUUCCUAUCAGGUGGUUGAUCAUCAGGUGAAAAAGCUCUUCACUUGGUUUCUUGUGUCCUGUUGAUAAACUGCUAUUCUUGGAAAUAUGUUAAGGAGUUUACUUGUGAUGAAGUGUGUAUAAUGGAGUAUCAUUUUUAGAUUAUUUCUGUGAUUUUUAUGCCUUGUUUUAAGUACCAAAUAAUAGUGAAUAUUCAAUUGUGCAGUGUAAUAUGGGGUAAGCUACAUUUUCACUGGUUGUACCAGAUUUUAAAAUCUCUGUAGUUUGUAGUUAACAUUCUUAUUUCCUAUAUGUAACACAUCAGGUUGAAAUGAUCUGAAGGUAACUUUGCUUUUGCACUAUGACAGGUUAUAUUGUAGUUGUAACUAAUGUGUGAUGUAACCAAAAUUGCACUGGUUGUACCUGUUCACUCUGUACUUCUGUGAUUCUGAAUAUCAUAACAUUACAUGAAUGACUGCCUGUCUAAUUCAAUCUGUGAAUUUGUAGUCUUUGGGAAAUCAGGAAGGUUUUAAGGUUGUAAGGAAAAGUAUUUAAUCAUGCAGCAUUGUCACUUGUUAUAAGGAUUAAGAAACGAAUGAGAAAGAAUUGAAUGUGGCAUUACAGAAUCUUUAUAAGGAUUGGUUAAGUUGAAAAAAAUAGUGAAGUUGAGCAAAGGGAAUAAUUGGCAGAAUGAGAAUGAAACUUCCAUAAAUAGGAAAAAAGGACAAGUGUACAAGAAAGGUCAUGUUGGAAUUUGAUUGCACUCUUAUCUACCUAAGUGUUCAUGUAUGUGGAGGUUAGUGAUAACUUGUUUUGUGAUUUUGUUAUCCCAACAGCUACCUUCAAGUGGGUGGUGUUAUCCCAGCACCUUUCAAGUGUGUGGUGCCUGUAAUGGGGGAAAAAAAAAAAUAUUUAUCUUGGUA
Messenger RNA from Scylla paramamosain (green mud crab), 2468 nucleotides. Its product is annotated as beta-1,4-galactosyltransferase 4-like. The record is from RefSeq and is a predicted model, not a curated record. Gene Ontology annotation, cellular component: Golgi apparatus. Gene Ontology annotation, molecular function: galactosyltransferase activity; N-acetyl-beta-glucosaminyl-derivative 4-beta-N-acetylgalactosaminyltransferase activity. Gene Ontology annotation, biological process: carbohydrate metabolic process; glycosphingolipid biosynthetic process. Bases 16 to 1632 code for a protein of 538 amino acids. The transcript has 8 exons. Lineage: Eukaryota; Metazoa; Arthropoda; Malacostraca; Decapoda; Portunidae.